Dentiscutata heterogama is the source of this 876-nucleotide messenger RNA. Lineage: Eukaryota; Fungi; Glomeromycota; Glomeromycetes; Diversisporales; Gigasporaceae. The record is from the annotation of a GenBank genome assembly.
AUGCCAGCAACCGUUACUGUAUUAUGUUAUAUUACUAACCAUCGUAAAUCUUUUGCAAGUAAAAACCUCUCUAUUGUUGAAGCUUCGGGGGUUAUCAGAUCUCGAAGUUUAAAUACUUCUUUAAACAUUACUUUAAUUGGAUUUUAUCACGAUGAUACGAUUCAAGAAUUAUCUUUACCUGAAUUUAAAGAGGAAGACGUUGUACUUGCUACAGGAAAUUUUCGUAUCGUUGAAGGUGUAGAUAAUGAGGGCAAUAAAUAUCCAAUUUUAAGGAUUAUCUUAAAUGACAUUGUCUGUUUUAAUAACAUCGACCCUAAUGAUCUACCGGCAUUCCCGAUUUUAAUAAACAUGACCGCGAUAACUCAAGAAGAUCCAACGAUUGGCGAAGAAGAUGUAACUUUUAAAGUUUUAGUCAAAAAUUUUAUAGAUCAAGAUUAUGUCAACAUCGAAAUAAUAUGUUAUCAUCCUGUGUCUACUCGACAUUUAAUGAAUGUAACCGCUGUUAUCAGAAAACAUACCGUACUUUAUAUUAACGGAGAACUAAUAAUAACUGAUGAUUCUAAUAUAGUUUACAUAAAAAGCAUUUCGUUUCCAGAAUUUCAAAAAAUAACUCCAGUUUCAAGAGGUUUAAUUGAACUCCCAUGGGAAUCAAAAAAUCAAAAUGAUAAAACAACGCAGAGUACUGUCGCCCAAACAAUUGCCGGUAGAGUCAAAGGAAAUAUUCGAAAAAAACCUAUUUUAACUACCAAUCCAUAUCCUAAAACUAAACCUCGAUCAAUUCGUCCAAAAGUAGCUGAUUUGGCAAAUAAUCUUUUGAAUAAAAACUCAAAUAUAUCAAAUCAAACAACUGAAAACACUAACACUGUCGGUAAAUAA